Messenger RNA from Ostertagia ostertagi, 294 nucleotides. Lineage: Eukaryota; Metazoa; Nematoda; Chromadorea; Rhabditida; Trichostrongylidae. The record is from the annotation of a GenBank genome assembly.
AUGUCUUUCAAAACGACUAUUCUAACCGCUCUCCAGAAGGUGUCUAACUCCUGUAGGAAGCCACUGUUCACAUCAACACCACACCAUCUGGAUAUCGUUGACGAAGCCAACUACUCGCCUCCAGCGAAACGAGCGCCUAUACUGAGAAGAGUUCCUCUGAAGCUUGACAUCCCAGUGCAGCGUCCUCCAGCAAUCCCCGAAAUUGAAGAAGAAGAGGAAAAACGGCCUCAACUGAAUCACCGAAUAAAGCACAAUUUUAUUUCCACACUGGUAAGGAAAGCAACCAACAACUAA